AUUUAAGGAGAGUUAAAGAGCUUGAAGGGCGCUGCUGGGAAGGGGAUCCAAGUCAACUUACGCCGGCUUCCUUUCCUGCAUUUUACCCUCACACCAACCCUGUGAGAAAGGGUGCCACUUGUCACGAUGAGCGGCGCCAAAGAAGUGAAAAUGCAGAUAACUCCGGAGACUCCCGGACGGCUCCCGCUCCAAAACCCCUUUGAAAGCCCGAGUGAUUACAGCCAUCUUCAGGAGCCAACCCUGUCAAGUCCUUCGUUAUUUAAGUCAGCGCAACCUUCGCUGACUCCAGGAAAAUUUGUGUGGUCUGUGGAGGAUCUCGCUUUAAUAAACCCGGUGGAAAUUGACUCCGACGACAUACGCCGGCAAGCCUUGUAUUUAAGCCGUGCCAGGAUAGAUAAAGAGGCGGAAGAGAAGAGACAGAAAGCUAUCGAAGAGUUCUUCACCAAAAGCCUCAUUGUCCCGUCUCCUUGGACUGAUCACAGCGGGAAGCAGGGCUCUCCAUUUAAUUCCACUCGGUGUAUUGAACUGAUCAGCACUUCACCGGUUGGCAGAGAAGUCACUGGGCAUCUGGGGAAAACCAAUGCUGCUUGCCAGACAGUAUUAUCUCUGCCUGUGGAUUUUGACCUGGAAAAAGUAUUAGGUGCUUAUUUUAAACCAGACGAAUCAGCAGAUCAGUCUCAGGAAAGCCUAAGCACUUCCUCGCUGAGAAGAAAGCUGUUCCUCGACGAGAACGGGAGCCUGUCGGAGAGUCCGUCGCCUUCGCCUCAGAGCCCUCUCAGCAUCCCGGCCUCACUCGGAGGGCUGCGUUCCACAGACAUCUCCCCCGUCCGCUGCAGAAGCCCUCUGAACACCCCGAGUUCAGGCCAAUUUUCUUCCAGCCCCAUGCAGGGCGAUAUGAAGAAACACAGCCUGGGAAGCCUCACUACUCCCCCGUUUCCUGAGAGGAAUCCUGCAAACAUUAUUUCUCCGACUGUCUCUCCAAUUGGCAUUCAGAUAAGGAAGACACCGCUUUCAGGACGGUUUAUUUUCCGCUCGCCGGACAUUCCUUCUAUGCCAAACCCUCGCCGUCCAACCCCUCCUCCCGCCAGAAGCUCUUUUGUGGAGUGCUCUCCCCUGAAAUAUUCACCCAUGAGACUCAUGGCUUCCCGAGGCACCGCGGUGUACCAGACUUCCUUCGUCCACCUGCCUUCCACCCCCGAGAGUUUCGACGAAGAGCAGGAAGAGGAAGCGAAGGGCUCGCCCGAGGGGAGCUCCCUUCCGAAAGUCAGUCUGUGCCCACUGAACGGGGAGGCCUUUGCUCCUGGGCAGCACCUGGUGGUCGCCCGGGUGUCCAUCUCUCCCGACGGUCCCAGGACUCAUGCACAAGGGUUGACCUUCUCCCGCAAUUUCGAUAGCUUGAAUGAAAACGGCACAGUGGACAUGGCGGAUGCAGAGGAGGCGCUGGACGUCAACGCAGUGAAGGGGUCGGCAGAGAACAGCGGCCUGCCGGUGGCCGGCUUGAGCAUAGAAGGGUCUUGCAUGUGCCUCUCGCCACUGGCCGAAAGCAGCACCAGUCCCUGCGAGGGCAGCAGCAUCCAGGUGGACAGUGGUUACAACACCCAAGCUUGUACCAGCAGUCUUAUGGAUACAGCGGGGGGAGAGGUCAGUGACAGGGAGAACGAUUCUCGCCUUUAUGAGACUCAGAGCAAAUACAGUGUCUUCAAAACCAAGCCAGGUAAACUCAUCCCGGGCUAUUGGACUGAACCUGAGCCCGUGAAUCAUCCCGGCUGCCGUGUUGUGGAAAGUCCUCGGUCAAAAUGAGCGCGUAGCGUUAGACCUUUUGGUGUGAUCAUUCGCCCUGGACCCGAAGCAUUGCUCUUGAGAGACCUGUGGAAGUCUAGAAUUGGCAGAAGUGCUCACUUUGCUGUCGGAAGGGUUGUGGUUAAAGCGGAUAUCGUGAGGAGCUGACUUGUACCCCAGACCUUUACCUUGCAGCUUGGGUUUGAUUCGGGGGGGGGGAGGGGGGGCUUUCACAGCUCUGAGGUUCAGACCCCAGCAGUGUUUGCGUAGAGGUGCUGUUUGCGAGAACAGAUUGCUGCUGUCUUAGCAACUGCUGUGGUUUUUUUCAUUUGCACAAACUGGGAGAUGUGCAAAGAUCUGCACCUAUGUGAAAAUCGCCGUUCCUGCAAACAGCACCUCCCCAAGUACCGCCGUGCACAAAAUUUCAAGAGCAUAAAGUGCGGGAAUUGUCACUGGUCUGAAAGGGGCAUCAUAAGCACAUGAAGCCAAGAAGAGGGGCUGUUUUGCUCAUCUUAUUUCCCAUAAAAGUAAUAUUUGUAGUCCAUGAAUUCUUUUGUUCUCUUUUGUUAUUGGUGGGAGAUUGGGCACAAAAGCGUACCUUGACAUUUGUGACUUUGGUUGUACUCAUUGUGUUCUAACAAUGUUAGGGUUUUUUUAAAAUAAAAAUUACAAAAAGCUGCACUUAAUACUUGAAGCUACCGCAGGCUGUAUAGAAAGCAUCCCACUGACGUUUUUAAACUACAUGAGGAGACAUCCCUUGCACACAAAUGGUUUCAUAGCUGCUUUUGAUUUUUUAAAAAAAGAUUGGAAUGAAAUAAUACCUUGAUUUGCUUAAUAAAGAUUUGUCACAUCUGA
Molecule: messenger RNA, 2634 nt
Organism: Heteronotia binoei (common prickly gecko)
Lineage: Eukaryota; Metazoa; Chordata; Lepidosauria; Squamata; Gekkonidae
Gene: BORA
Product: BORA aurora kinase A activator
Exons: 13
Coding region: 127-1800 (557 amino acids)
Biological process (GO): regulation of mitotic nuclear division; activation of protein kinase activity; regulation of mitotic spindle organization
Cellular component (GO): nucleus; cytoplasm
Molecular function (GO): protein kinase binding
Source: RefSeq, a predicted model, not a curated record